CGUCGUGGCGCACACCUCACUGCUUCUAGUCGAUCAGGGAAGCAUCGCAUCGCGAUUGGCCGACGUUCGCGUGUCAAUGCACUUAUGAUGCCGUUGUCGCAAGUCACGUCGUUCUAGACGCUCGUGCUGUGGAGGCGUUUGUUUUUCGGAGGGGAAUCCCCCAUAUCACAGCCAUGGAGAAGAGUAGAUGGUACGACCGUUUGUUCGGGAAGCGCUUGAUCAAAUGCAGUUCCAGCAGCAAUACAGAAGACUUCGACCUGGUACCAACAGCCGAAGUACUUCAGGAGGCUAGCUACACUGGCAUUUAUUUCUCCUUUGCAAACAUCAACAGACAGAAUGACGAAUUUGUGGCAAAGUUGAGAGAUCUCUACGAUCGUUUGAAAGGGGAGAGAGAUGGAGACAGUGGAAAGAAGUUGGAAGUAGUGCAAGUUGUGAUGUGGGCACAUAAUGACAACUAUGGUGAUUUUGAAGGCAGUCACAGGGAAAGCCUUGUGGGGUUGCCUUGGUUUGCCAUGCCCUUUAGUGAGAUUGAGUUGAAGACCAGAUUGUCAAAAAGGUAUCGGAUAAAAUCUGGAGUACCAACACUUGUGCUGUUAGGCAGAGAAGGCACCACAGUGAGCAUAUCAGCCCACGAGAAGCUACUGGAGGAUCCCUCUGGGACUUACUUCCCUUGGCGACCCAGACCGGUCGAUAAAGUGUUGAAAGACGUCAUCCUUCAACCAGGAGGUGCAUUCUACUCCCAGCAUAAAAACUUUGGCAAAGACAUAAGAUACAGCGAUAUUCCAGACGGCAUAAGGGGCUUUUACUUCUCCGCGAAUUGGUGCCCUCCUUGCAGAGCAUUCACACCUCAAUUAACAGAAGUGUACCGGUUGAUUAGAGGUAACGAACCGAACUUCGAGAUCAUCUUCGUCAGCAGUGAUCGGAGAUGCAGAAAACGAGAAAGGAAGAUGGGAACAUUGAGAACUGACACAAUAAGCUUGAUUAUAAAAAUUUUAACAAUUUUUCGGUGCAUAUAAUAUAGGAACAUG
This is a messenger RNA of Acanthoscelides obtectus, 1028 nucleotides long. The record is from the annotation of a GenBank genome assembly. NCBI's taxonomy places the organism in Eukaryota, Metazoa, Arthropoda, Insecta, Coleoptera, Chrysomelidae.